Messenger RNA from Caretta caretta (loggerhead turtle), 5666 nucleotides. RefSeq lists its product as uncharacterized. The record is from RefSeq and is a predicted model, not a curated record. Lineage: Eukaryota; Metazoa; Chordata; Testudines; Cheloniidae.
AUUGAAAGCAAACCGUGGAGACUCCACGCGAGGCGAGAGCGCUGGCAGGAUGCCUCGGGCUGGCGCCCCGGCUCCCAGCCGCUGCCAGUGAAGGAGCGAAGCUUCCUGCGGCCGCGAUGUUCAGCUGGCACAAGAGCUUCACCCUGGGAGCUCCCUGGAGAAAAGCAGGCAAGAUGAACCCACCAUCCAAGGGCAAGGUAGUGCUGACCAACAUGAAGAUACUGAGCAACGAAGGGAGUCAAACCCAGGGGCUGACACGAGAGCCACCUGCAGCCAUGGACUUUGCAGCGGAAUCCAGGCUUCCCAAAGUCGACAUCCUAUUAGAAUGCCAGGGAAAUCUGGGCACAAGUGACACCUCUGCAAAACCAGAAUAUGUGGCCACCCUGUCUGACCUCAGCACCUUAGAGUCUAAGUGCCAGCUUCACAGAUUCUCCAAAUUUGAAUCAGAGGAUUCUGGGGUUGAAUUGCCAAGUGGAGCUAAUUCUCCGUCUACACCAACGGGCUCUGAGAAGAGCUUUGUGCUUCACACCAGAGACUCAUCUUGCGACUCCGGAGUGCUUAGCACCUCUUCUUCUCCAGGAACUGACCAUGUCACAAUGAGAAAGUGUAAAGACAUCAGAGAAGCCAGCCAGUGUGCUUCAGAGAGUGAAAAGCAAGUUGAAUAUUACAGCCAGGCAGCAGACGUGGUGCAGAUCCCUACAGCUUCCCUGGAAGUUUUCAGGGACUGUCAGGAGGGAGAAAGUCCUAAUAAACUUUUUGGCCAAAGUGAAGGACAAUAUUUGGAAGAGAAACCCAGGAAAGAGAUAGACCUUUCCAUUAAAGUCACUCCUCCAGCUGCUGCCCCCAUAGAAAAGCAAAGGCCAACUACCAACCAUUACAAAGAGACCUUUGGGAGCAUGCAAGAUCUUCAGCUCCAUGGACAUCAGCUCAAAAAAUAUCCCACAAGCGACAGCCUGGAUGAGUACAUGGAUGAGUGCUGUCGAUUAAGUGAGGUGAACCAAGGGAACACCAAGGCUCUCAGCUCUGGCCUUGGGUAUCUGGAACACAUCUGUCAGCUGAUAGAGAAGAUCGGGCAGCUGCAGGAACACAAUCUGCGACUCCAAAAGCAAGUGUGUGGUUUGCAGAAGGAGCGGAAGAUGAGCCAGAUAAAGGAGGAGUAUUUUCUGCAGCACUGUUCCUGUGGAGCUGCCAGCAUCUUGCUCAACUCGUACCAGGAGGUGAAGAAAUUUUUUACUGGGAGGAGCAGACCGCACAGUCUCUUGAUUCAGAGUGGAAACCAGUCCGACCUUUCAAUCAUCCCAGAAAGAGGAAGUGACACACACCUGGAAUCAGGAGAUAGACAGCUGGUGCUGGGGCUCAGGAAGACCUGGCAUAAAAGGAGCAAUGAGGAGAAUGACCUCAGAGAUGCCUAUAAUCUGACUGAUGGCCAAGCUUUCCUGCUAAAGGACCCAACGACGAAAAAGGGGGCUGACCUCGGUAAGAGUAUCCCCGGUGAAAGCCACGCUUGGGGCAGAAUGAAGGAUCUCAUGAAGAAGACCAGGCUGAGAAACCAAAGCAAGUUGGGGCUGUCAUCGGCAGCUCUGAAGAGGUCCUGUCCACAACUCUACAGGCCAGAUGUUAUGACUUCGGAUCAGAAGAAGACGGAGAGGAACUCCAUGAUUGUUCUGGGACAAAGCACAAAGAAUGAAAAAAUCUGGUCUUUCUGAGCAUCUGAAUCCAAUGGACCAAGAGAUAAAUAAGCUGGGGCGCUCCUGGUCAUGAAAUUGAAAACCAUGAGGCUACAUUGUGCAUACUACGCUCUACAGCAGGAUCAACAUCAAGGCAGUGGGGAGGGAGGAGAGGUAAAAGAAAGAUUUGCUGAAGGGUGGGGUGCUCACCUGUACUAGAGUUUACUUUUGACAUGAAUGUAAAAGUGAACUUAAAAUACUGCUAUAUACCAGGAAUAUAGUUACCAUCUCAGCAAUAAUAACCAAGCAGGUUUGAUACAAUUUCAUAAACAAGCUACCUUAAGCCCUCCUGCUUAUGAAGUAUUAUUGAUCUCCCGGGCUUUAUUCAGCAGAAAUAGGCUAGACCCUAAUGGAACACCAGUGCCUUAAUGAAAAACAAAGACUGGAAGACUACAUGUAGUAGACAUUGCUGGGUGUGGGCAGCAGUGCAAGACUCAAGGGAUUUUUGAUAUCUCCACUUGUGGGUAUUACAAACAAGUCUGCACAUUUUGAAGAUGUCUCCACCCACCAGUGCCUGGCUGGGGAGUUUUACUGAGCUCCCAUGCAAUGGCCAAGUCAUGGAAUAUCAGGGUUUGAAGGGACCUCAGGAGGUCAUCUAGUCCAACCCCCUGCUCAAAGCAGGACCAAUCCCCAAUUUUUGGCUCAGAUCCCUAAAUAGCCCCCUCAAGGAGGGAACUCACAACCCUGGGUUUAGCAGGCCAAUGCUCAAACCACUGAGCUAUCCCUCCCCCCUGCCAAUCAAAGCCACCUGCCAAGAUUUUCUAAAGCUGGAUUUGUAAGUGCAUGGUUAGGUCCCAGCCUUGUGUGGUUGUCCCCCUUUGCCCAUCUGUAGCUUCACUGACCUCAGUGGGUCCCCAUGCAGACAGAGGGUUAUAGCCAUGCAGAGAUUAUUGCAGGAUACUGGGGCCUUCAGCUGUUCAGCACCUAAUAAGUGGCCUGAUUUUUAAAAGUGCUGAGUGAGCUGCCCACCCAGGUCCUUGGUUUCACCGGGCACUCAGGACUUUGGAAGCCAGGCCACUUUAUUAGGAGCAAAACGCAGGCUCCUGUUUUUAAAGUUUAUGGCAACGUUGGGUGAAGGCUCCUGUUCUGCUGUUUGGCUGCCUGUCCGUCACCAUGUGCCAUAGGAUUUAAGAGGAAAAAAAGCCAGAUGAACUUAAACCUAUGGCUGUGGAUCAAGUGCUGGAUUGGGGCUCCCUCUGCUGGGAAAGUUAAAAUAAUAGGGAGAUUGGGGAUGGAAAGGAAAGUUUUAAGUCUCUAUUACAAGCCAGGGUAGUUCUUUUUCCAGCUCAGGUCUAUAGGCCUGCCCUCUGUUAUCUACUAGAUAGCUUUAAAGCUAUGCCCAGCUGUUUGGAGGCUGCACUGUUGCCACUCAUCCAUUGCCCAUCUUUAACAGAUUCAGAGGACACAGACCAUGGUUAAAAAGGUCCCACUGAAGCCAUGACUACAGCAGCAUCUCUGUGCAUGUGCCAUAAGCCCACUUCUUCUUCUUCUUCUUUUUUUUUUUUUGCUACAAGCUCAGAAUCCAAGGACUCACCCACAUGGAGUGAAAACUAGCCUUUGCCUAUUGGGGGAAGGGAAUUCUGUCUGUUAAAUUGGAAUGAGACAGCUGAGCUGUUUAGCUAACAAAGUCCACAGACUCAAGUUACUGCUGACUAAAGCCUUAACUUCACAUAUAUCCGGAACCCUAGGACACUCUCAGAAACUAACAGGCAAACUUCAAAAGAUUCAGAGUUUGAAUAACUCUCCAAAACCUUAAGUGAAUUUCCUCUGCUCAUCUGGGCUAUCAGGAACCUAUUGGUUCUACAGAACCGGGUUAGAACUCUCUGGAGGACAGGAUCUCUCAGGAUACCGCCAGUAUUGCUGCCCAAGUGCAGAGCCAAAAGUGUAAAUAAAGUAGGCUAGCCAAGCUAGAGCUGGACCCAAACUGCAAAAGUCAGAGCAGGAUCCAGACUUGGGGAGGAAGAGGAUGUUAAAUCCAGGCAGCUUUAGAACCCUGUAACAAAAUUCAGAUCUGGAUCCAAACUUACUCCACAUUUUUGGCUGGUUUUGGCCCAUUUCUAAUACAAACACUUGAGAAUAUUUUAUAAAGAAUUUUGUUCUCAUGACAGACAAUGACCUGAGAUGAAACAGCUGUUAUUUAUCAGAACCUCUUUGGACAUACAGGCCAAAAAUACCAAGAAUGUUCUCUAAUUUGGGGGGGUGCGAGGAGAGGAGCAUCUUGAGACACCUUCAAAGGUGCUGAGCACCUACAACUCCAAAGGAACUCAUAUGAAGCUAUGGGAAGCUCAGUACCUCUGAAAAUUGGGCCCAAACUGUCUCAGAUUGAGCAUCCAAAAAUGAAAGCACCCCAAAAAAGGUGCUCUGAUAGAUCUUUCAGCAACAAACUCGGCUGCCACUCUGGUUUUCAGUUAAGUCAGUGUAUGUCCUGCCAGCUUUAUCCAGAGCUGGGGAGGUUUUAUCUUGAUUAUUCUGUGAAUAAUCAUUGUGUCUUCAUUAAUGCAGUGGGCCAAAUCCUACAUUAAUUUACAGCCUCUGUAAUCUCAUUGACUCCAGGCAGAAUUGGGCCAUACGUGUUAUGAUAAACAGUAUCAUGAACUGGUAUUUUUACACUUAAAUAACUUUAUGUAUAGUUUUUAUAAAAUGAAUUAUCACUCUUUUGUUAUGAUGUUAUAUGAAAUAUAUUCCUACAUUUUCAGCAAUAAAUAUAUUUAUUCCCUGCAACAUACUGUGUAUUUCCCCAUCCUAGGAUGCAAACGUAAGGAGCUUAAUAAAAGCAUCACUAUUAUGGAAUACAUUUGAUCAUAGCAUUUUUAAGAGAGACAAAUAGGAACAGGGUGAAAGGGUUGGGAAGCUGAAGGAUACAUUUUCUAAUUCUGAACCUCAUCUGAGACACCCACCUUGGACAUGCUUUUCAAAAAUAUGAAACAUCCAUAGUUCCAAUGGGAAUGAUGGAUGCAGCUGCACAUUUCUGAAAACAAGGCUCAAGACAUCUUACAGGGGAACCCAGAAAUGCAGACGCUCAAAAUUAAAAGCUACUUUUGAAAGUUUUGAUGCUAUUGCUCAGCUACGGAACAGCCUUUUACAGCAAGAGAUGAGACAAGAACCAAUAGUCUCAUUUUCUGUUGACUGAUGUCACAAUACCCUUUCUGAGUUAUAAAAAAAGGAGGACUUGUGGCACCUUAGAGACUAACAAAUUUAUUUGAGCAUAAGCUUUCGUGGGCUACAGCUCACUUCAACCCAUGUUGAUACAUGGGUUACAUGAAGGCCGCUUCCCUCAUCCACCAAUACACCUUCUCCACUUUUACCCAUUCACCCUCAUCCACCCAUCCAGCCAUAUUUCCAUUUAUCCCUUCACCACCAGUUCAUGAAAAUGCUUCAUUAUAACCAAGCCACAAGUCACUCCUGAUUGUCAGGGGGACAAAUUUCUCAGAUAUUCAUCAUUGGAAAUUAUUUAGCCAUCUCUCCUGACAAUACAGACAUGAUAGAUUCGUGAAAAUUCUUCAUUAAAAACAAAAAAGAAAUCCCUGCUGAUCCUUCAGGGCAGCAAAGUUCUAAGAGAACUCAUUGUAAAGCAAUUAGGAAUCUCUCCUGACAAUUCAGAUGAUGUCUGUCGUGAAAGCUCUUCAUUGCAACCAAGCAAUCUUUCGCUGGUGAUCACCCAUUUGAAAUGCUCUCAAUCUUUAUUGCAAAGCAUUAAGAUGCUCUCCUGAUAUUUCAGUGGAUAUUGGUUCAUGAAAGUUCUUCAUUGCAACUAAGCAACCAUUGAGGGCCAAAAAGUCCUCAGCGAACCUACAUUGCAAAUCAGUUAGGAAUCUCUCCUGACUAUUCAGGGGUGAUCUCUCUUCAAAAUUCUUUACUUCAACCAAGCACUACUGAUAGUUUAGGAUGACAAAGUUGCUGGAAAAUCUGAGUAUGAGGGUAAGGGUCGGGGAUUGCGGA